Molecule: messenger RNA, 2174 nt
Organism: Cucurbita maxima (winter squash)
Lineage: Eukaryota; Viridiplantae; Streptophyta; Magnoliopsida; Cucurbitales; Cucurbitaceae
Exons: 2
Coding region: 229-1941 (570 amino acids)
Source: RefSeq, a predicted model, not a curated record
UUUUUGGUAUAGCGACUACUUGUUCCUUCUUGGUAUUGGAUCCGAUCUCCCUCUCCAACUUUUAUACUCUCUCUCCACCUCCCGCCAUGGUUGAAACCUUGAACAUCCUCUGAUUGCCGCAACAAUCAUCUCGCUUUUCUUCUUUCUUGUCAUUGUCGCCCGCUUCUGCUUCAUCUUCUUGCAGGAAGAAGUAAAGAUAUAAGGGUUUUGGCUAUAGGGAAAUUCACCAUGUUGAAGAAAUCGUCAAGUCGGAGCAGCAGGUCGAAAGGCAUCAAGGUGAAGCAUAUUCUGCAGAUUGUUCUGUUGGUUGGUGUUUGCUUUUGGUUAAUUUAUCAGGUAAAACGCUCCCAUGACAAGAAGAAAGAAUUUGACCAGAAAGAUAAUGAAGUGAUAAAAACUCAGGAUGGUGUUGAUGUUUUGAAACUCGGAAGGAAAGACCUUCACCCCCAUGUUGAGGAAGUUCAUCCCGGUGAGAAGCAGGAGGAAGAUGAGGAAGAAGAGGUGGGAGGUGAGGAAGAAGACUCGAAGCAUGAGGAGGGAGAAGAGGAUCAUGAAGAACUGAAAAACGAGGCAGUCAAUGAAAAGGAUGAAGGAAGCAAGCAUGAAGAGGAGACCAAUGACGACGGGAGAGGAGGAGGCGAUGAUGACAUAGAUGAGAAUGAUCAAGAGAAGGCAGAUAUUGAACCCGAUCAUGAAGGUGAGAAGGCCGACGACGAGAGAUUGAAUGAAGACAGUGAUGAGGAGGCGGGAGGAAAUGAAGAGAGGGAUAAGGAGGAGCAAAAAGAAAAUGAGAAUUCUUCCGAUGAGCAGGAGAAUGACGGUGGCGAUCAACGCAAUCACGAGGCACGUGAGGAAAACUACAAGGGAGAUGAUGCUUCUAGUGCAGUCGCCCAUGAUGAUGACCACUCUACCACCUCACAGACAGAGGAAGUGAAUUUGGAGAAUUCAAAUGGAAACUUGGAGCUGCAAAACAAAGAACAGGAAGGUGAAUCUAUCGACACCGAGGAAUUUAAACGGAUUCACAACAGUUCACAGUUAACUGAGGAAGUUGAUAAAAUGGCUGACAAUGGAACUUCAACCAAUGAGAACCCAAGUAAUGUGAAGAACACGUACCUACCUACUGAUGGUUCAGUUCAAAACUCAACCCUGACUACUCAAUCCAUUGAUCAACCCGAACUUAGCGAUAAUUCAUCCUUUGCAACAACUGAGACAAAUAAGGUAGAGAAUGCUGAUUCUUCCCAGCAGAAUGGAUUGGAAAUUGGUUUGAAUCAUGCUCAAAACGAAACCAUAGAGAAUUUGACUGCUCAGAAUGAAACAUCUCUUCACUCGUCGAUGCCUACAAAUUUGAAUGACACGGUUUUGGAGAACAACCAUUCUGAAUCUCAGUCUAACACUACCAGUAUAGAUGAAAAUUCAAAUGGGGUUGAAGGCAAGACCUUGAAUAUCACUAGUGAGGCAGGUCUUACUGUUACAGAUGACAAAACGACCAAACCAGAGAAAGACGACAAAGCGACUGAACUGGAGAAUGUUUUACCCACCAUGAAAACCCAGGAGAACAAUGAAACUACUCAGAAUGAGAAGCCGGAAGAUACUGGCGAGAACAGUGAAACUGCUCGGAAUGAGACGCUGGAAGAUACUGGCAAGAACAGUGAAACUACUCAGAAUGAGAAGCCGGAAAUUACUGGCGGGAACAGUGAAACUACUCAGAAUGAGAAGCCGGAAAUUACUGGCGAGAACAGAGAAACUACUCAGAAUGAGAAGCUGGAAGACAAUGGCGAAUCCAAUGGCGAGAACUCUGACCCAGCAAAUCAUACUGAAGACCCAGUUCAUGAAGAUCCAAUCGAUUCGAACGACUCCCAUGUAACCGAACGUGUUGAUCUGGAUACAUUACCCGAUAUUAGAACCGGGGUUGACCACGGUGACGAGGCUGCAGCAGAAUGAGGAGGGAGGGUUUCUUUCAAGGAAGCGUUUUUGAGUUUUCUGAUUAUGCUGAGUGUUUGUUUUGUGAAUUGAAAAUUUGAUCAUCUUAUACUCGGAGGAUCGGCUAUAGGAGGAGGAAGUUAGUUAACUUUGUAUAAUCAAUUUCAAUCCUUCUUUGUUGACUGCUUGGUUCUAUGGAUGUGAUAUCUGAACGUAUUAUAUAUAGUUUUGGAGCAGUUGCUUAUUCAAUUCUU